Messenger RNA from Bicyclus anynana (squinting bush brown), 3205 nucleotides. RefSeq names its product calcium and integrin-binding protein 1. The record is from RefSeq and is a predicted model, not a curated record. The transcript has 5 exons. The coding region runs from base 160 to 717 and encodes 185 amino acids. Lineage: Eukaryota; Metazoa; Arthropoda; Insecta; Lepidoptera; Nymphalidae. Gene Ontology annotation, molecular function: calcium ion binding.
UAUUAUUUGAACAACUGUCAAGUUGUCAACUCAAGCAGAAUUUUAUAUUUUCAAAGUAAUUUGUACAAUUAAUGAAUCAACUUUUAAAAACAAAUUUAAAUUCAGCUUACGGCUCAAAUUAUAGAGCUCGUUUUAAAGGUAAAGUACUGCUUAAUAAAUAUGGGCCAGGGCCAAAGUCAAUUCACUGAGGAAGAACUACAAGAUUACGAAGAUCUGACGUAUUUUACUAAGAAAGAAGUGCUUUAUGCACAUCAAAAGUUUAAAGCCCUGGCCCCAGAGAAGGUGGGUCACAACAAAAACGCUAAGUUGCCAAUGGCCAAAGUUCUGCAGUACCCUGAACUGAGAGUGAACCCUUUCCGAGACAGAAUAUGCAAGGUGUUCAGUUCCAGCAAUGAUGGGGACUGUACCUUUGAAGAUUUCCUCGACAUGAUGUCUGUGUUGAGUGAAAAUGCACCCAAGGCUGUGAAAGCUGAGCAUGCUUUCAGGAUUUUUGAUUUUGAUGGUGAUGACAUGAUAGGAGUGUCAGACCUGCGAGAAGUGAUCGAGCGCCUGUGCGGCCCAGAGCUCAAGCUGAGUGACUCGGAGAUACAGCAGCUGGUGCAGAAUGUUCUAGAGGAAGCUGAUCUGGAUGACGAUGGAGCUUUGUCGUUUGCAGAGUUUGAACAUAUUAUUGAUAAGAGCUCAGAUUUCUGCCACUCAUUCAGAAUAAGACUGUGAAGAAUAUUACAAAACAUUCCACUCCACUUUGUCAUAAGUGAGCAUAAUAUGAAAUAUUAAAUUUUUAUAAAACAAACAUAAUAAUAACUGCCAUGCAAGUGAUGAUAUCUAGGUUAAAAGGUUAAUAAAACAAUGUACUUGUAGAAGCUUAGUUAAUAUAAUAAUUUCUAGAUUUUCUCAACCACAUUGUAUUGUAAUGAUGAUUAUGAGGUGUUUCACAAAAGUAUUGGCAUAAUAUGAUGAUAGCACCAAACCUAUUAAAAAGUGGAUGCACAAUCAUGACCAAAAAAUGUCCCCACACAAUGAGUGCCAAACUCAACUUCUUGGCACUCAAUUUAAGUAGUCGCAUUUGCAAAUUCAACCUUAAACUCAAUCCUUAAGGUUGAAUUUGCUCUGAAUUUGGGAUUUUAUUGAAUAUUGGACUUAAAGGCCUUUAGGUAUAAUUUUCUUUACCAAUAAUUUUAAAACUGUCAAAACAAAAUUGGCCAGUUUUCAAGUGAAAUUUUCUACAUGAUUGUGCAUCCUUUUAUUAUAAGAGGUCAAUGCACCAAACCUGUUAAGUGUUAUAUGAUUUGACGUCUCUUGGAUUCUGAAAGUAUAGAGAAGACUAAUGGAGGCUGGUAAUAGGUUUUUUUAUCACAACUUGUGUAUCUGUUUAUGCUAACCUUACAUGUACAUGAGUAUACCACCUUUAGUACAUGGCAAAUUCAUUAUAUGGGGCUCCAUAAUAUUUUUCAUGUUAUUAUUUAAUUUUAAUUACUGUAGUAGUUACCAAUAUUAGUACUACUAUUGUGUGCAUUUUAGUCAAAUAUCUAAUAAUAAUAUAAAUUAGAGAGCUGUGAUAGCCCAGUGGAUAUGACCUCUGCCUCCGAUUCCGGAGGGUGUGGGUUCGAAUCCGGUCCGGGGCAUGCACCUCCAACUUUUCAGUUGUGUGCAUUUUAAGAAAUUAAAUAUCACGUGUCUCAAUCGGUGAAGGAAAACAUCGUGAGGAAACCUGCAUACCAGAGAAUUAUCUUAAUUCUCUGGUAUGUGAAGUCUGACAAUCCGCAUUGGGCCAGCGUGGUGGACUAUUGGCCUAACCCCUCUCAUUCUGAGAGGAGACUCGAGCUCAGCAGUGAGCCGAAUAUGGGUUGAUGACGAAUAUAAAUUAAAUAUAUGCAUAUAUAUUUUUUAAAAAGAAUGUUUCCCAUAUUUUUUUAUAAUAUGAUCAGUAUUCCCAUUCCCCUCCAACUAGUCGGGAAAGACUACUAGGAGUGGGUACAACAGUAGACCAAUGGUGCGGGGAUCGAACCACCACCCCUCGGUGAUGAGUCCGACCACUCUCACUGUUGAGCUACUGAGGCUAUAAUAUGUAUAAAUUACCUGAAAAAAGCAUAUUUAUGAUGAAAAUAAGAUUAAUUUUAACAACAUAUUUAUUCCAAGAGAUCCUUCUUUCUGGUCUUUGGUUGUGUCUAACUAUAGUUAAUAGUUGAAAGUAUUUGUGCAAUUUUAUAACUGUUUUUUUUUCACUGUCAUUAUCACUGCUGGACAUAGGCAUUUUCCUCCUCGGCUCCUUGCAAACAGCUUUUUAUUUAUUAAUGUUCAAUUAUUUCUAUGCUGGUGUCUUGAGCAGGAGCCUCAUAUGGGCCUGUGGUAAUUUGCUAGUUCUUUCAGUCGCCACUCUAUAGUUUCGCCACUGCCAUUUAUAUUACAGUAUACUAUGCACAUUUGCUUACUGUAUAUAAAAAGUAACAGUUAUUCAGUAGCUCACAAUUGCUCACUUAAGACAACUUACGUAAUGUUAAGUCGAUAAUCAAAUCUCGAAUGUAUCUCACUUUUUAAACUAGGUGUUUGUGUAAACGUCCUUAUGAAGUAUAAUGUAGUGUCUUCCUUAGUUAAUUUUUAGUAUUAGAGGUGUGAGCUGUGAGGACCCACUGGUUUAACCUGCAAUUGGUCAAUGGGUAAAAACAAUACUACUAUGCUUGUAAAUAUGUAAUUCACAAUGAAAAUCAAUAGUGAAUUGGAAAUCUGUUUGAAAUAUAGUAUUUUAUAUUUAAUUAAGGGUUCAUUUACAAGAGCAGCAACUGCUACCGACGACUGCAGUCGACUGCCGUUGACUGCCGUCGAUUGCUCAACUGCCUCAAUGAGUAUAUAUGUUUAUAUACCCAUUGAGGCAGUCUAUUUAACCCGCGUUAAAUGUAUUUACAUAAUUGACUACUAAUAAUUAUAAUUUUUUAAUAUUUUAUUUAGGUGAAAAAAUUCAUCUGAUGGGUGUAGCCAGUGGUAUACAAAUCACACUUAUUUUUCUUUAGUCAAAUUUAUGAAUGUUUACCUUCUCAAUCCAUUGUGUUGUGAUGUACCUUUUUGAAUUUUAUAGAAAACUUUACUUAUAUAAUUUCUCAAGUAUAUUAUAGGAUAUUAUUGUACUCAAUGAACUGCCAAAUAUUUGAUAAGAUUAUAUUGUUUAGUGAACUUUAGCUUUUAAUAAAUAAAAGAUAUCUUCCACAGA